This is a messenger RNA of Lactuca saligna, 615 nucleotides long. The record is from the annotation of a GenBank genome assembly. NCBI's taxonomy places the organism in Eukaryota, Viridiplantae, Streptophyta, Magnoliopsida, Asterales, Asteraceae.
AUGACAGUCAAAGCAACAACAGUGAUUACACUAGUUGUGGAUGAGUCACAAGAAGAUGGGAUGAUUCCUUCGAAAACAAGGAUGUUUCGAAGAAUCAAUAUGAAAUCCAAGCACAAAUGCAAAUCUUCAUCUAAGAAACUGCUUCACAAACCUCAACUUUCUCAUCAAGGUAUAAUGUUUCGUGAGGUUCCGGUUCCUGGUUCUCCUGCAUCCAAGAAAAGGGCAGCCGAAGAUAUGGUGAAACAUUUAUCCCAACCAACGAAGAAGAAGACGAAGAAGGCUAGGAAGAUUGUUUUAUCAAGUGAGUCUACUGAAGGAGAUGAGCGAGUACCAGAAACUCCAGAGACCACUAUUAUUACAAGCUCAAUUCCAGAGACCACAAUCAUAUUCACCCCUGAAGUUUCGAUUUCCAAGUCACUUGUUAAGGAGGUACGAACUUCAGGAUUGAGUGAAAAUGUUUCGAAGGAUGCAACUCAAGGUUCUUUUAUCUCUACUCCUUUUGAAACUUUCGUUUCUGUUCCACCAACAUCAACCAUUCAUUCUACUUCAACUACUAUAUCUCCAACCUUUGAACACAUCCUCAAUCAACCAAUCACUUCCAUGUUCUCUUCUUAA